AUGUCCAAUGAUUCAAUAUCAAUAUCAACAAUAGCAUCAGCAGAGGCAUCAUCAGAGAAUGAAUGUGAUCGUAAUAGAUUGCCACAUAUUAUAUGUUUAGAUUGUAUCAAACUGUUGUCAUUGGAUAGUUUGUUGUUGAGAACAUCAUCAUCGUCGUCAUCAGCAUUGGAUGAUCAUGAGUCAAUAAUAAUACCAAUCAACAACAGCAACAAGAAGAAGAAGUGUGAUAAGGAUGAUGAUGAUGAUUGUGAUGAUGAUGAUGUUGAUGAUGAUUGGCAGAAUAAUGACAACUCUGGAUUCAUUGCAAGGAUGAGACACUUGUGGUCGUUGUUGCCACAGUUGGCAUCGACUUAUCAGACGUUGCAACAAACAUGUUUGGAUAUUACAGAGAGGUUCAGAGAGAUGCAUGUGACAUUGAUGGUGGAAGAACAUCGUGCAAAGGUUCCAAUCAUCACUGAGUUGGAACUUACAAUGACCAUGAUAACAUCGAUCAUCAAAGAGUUUGAUCAUAUCGAGUCAGCUGCCGUGUACAACAUUCCCCACACACAUUCAACCGCACCACCAUUGGUCCCGCCUCGCGACAUCUCCUCGGAACACAUGGACUCAAUAUCCACAGACAUUGAGGCUGACGCAUUGGUAUCAAGGAUUCUGCAAUGUCAUUCAAUGAAUGAGUUCAUCAAGGAGCAUUGCAAGUCUAGGACUAGGUCAAGGUCAAGGUCUAUCUCUGCCCCUUCUCCUCCAGACCCACCACUACCCCAGUCUGAUGCCGACAUCAACCUCAUGAUCGCCGUUGUAGACACUAUUGGACGGAUCAAUCAAUCAUUCUUCCAACUCACCCAUCCUUAUCGUGUGACGGGAUCAAUCAAUGACUCGAUAAAGAGUGCCCUCAGUGAGCAUGCCCGUCAAUCCAUUGUAAUCGAUGAAUCAUGUUGGGAUCAACCCUCGAUGGCCUUCAUAAUUGGAUCAGAUCAAUGCUAUAUUACCUCACUCAAUCCCACCUCGGAUCAACCGGCGGUGGACACAAGGCUGGGUCCAAUCCCUCAUAGACUUGGAUCAGAGUCCUCUAUUAUAUACGCCAAGGGCAGUGUAUAUUUCUUUGGCGGCGGAGUUGACCAAGUUAGAUACGGCCGCUACUCAAUCUCUCAGAGAUCAUGGUAUCUUGGCACGCCAAUCAUUGGUAUUGAAGGUGGAUUUGAUAUAUCCACAUGCUAUGAUGGUGAUAAGACCAUCUAUCUUGUGGGUGGCAAGCACAAUCCAAUGGGUAGCGAACGCAAGUACCAGAACAGGAUCGAUGCGUUUGAUCUCCAGACACAAAGGUUCACUUCAGUUGGCAACAUACAUUGUUCAUUGGCCAAGCCAUUCAGCUUUGUACAUCAAAACAAUGUAUAUAUAGUUGGUGGAUACUAUACUGAUUACAAAGAGACUGCACAGAUCAUAACGUUUGAUCUCAAGAAGCUUAGAAGUUCCGUGUUUGUCAAGGACCUCAAUGUUGAGAAGGAUCAGAUUCAUUCAUGUUGCUUCGAUGGCAAGGACACGCUGUACAUCCUGGCCGAUACAUUCUUCCAACUGGAGCUAUCGACCAAGAAGCGAAAGUACCUUGCAGGGCCCAAGUCAGAGGUAGGCUUCCUAGUCUACGAUGCCAAUGCAGGAGGACCAGGUGUUGCCGGUGUGAUCAAAGUGGAGAUGAUAGGUGCGCCAUUACAACUGUUCCUAAUCAAGCGAGGCAUAUGGGUUGACCAAACAAGAUUGAUUGGAGUGAAUGGAGAGUUCACUGUCGCACUGUGUCACAUCCAAAAUCGAUGA
Acytostelium subglobosum LB1 is the source of this 1803-nucleotide messenger RNA. RefSeq lists its product as hypothetical. Gene Ontology annotation, molecular function: protein binding. The transcript has 2 exons. The coding region runs from base 1 to 1803 and encodes 600 amino acids. Lineage: Eukaryota; Evosea; Eumycetozoa; Acytosteliales; Acytosteliaceae. The record is from RefSeq and is a predicted model, not a curated record.